GAGGAAGAAGGGUGGUGUUGUUGGAGGAACCGGAGCUGCAGCUGAGGGUAAAGAUCAGAAAUAAAAAACUACAGAUUCUAUAAAAACAAAACAUCAGCAGCUGAAAAUAAGAAAUAAACGAUGUCCUGAUGAUACAAUACAAGACAAGACAAGAUAACCAUCAUAUAUGGAUCUUUAGGAAGCCAUCGCUCUUGUUGCACAUCUUUCCUGGAGUCUAAAGUCAAACCGCCUCCAAUAAACGCCAAAAAUAUUCUAUAAAAUUUGUAAAAAAUGUCAUCAGAAGGUGAAUCCAGCAACCUGCAACCGUCCUGUGAUCCUCCUCCCGCUGAUGGAUCCUCUAAAGACGGUCAGAAGAACUCGGAGAAGGAAAGAAUUCACUCGUGCACCGACUGUGGGAAGAGUUUUACACGAGUGACUAAUCUCAAAGCUCACCAGCGCACUCACACCGGAGAGAAGCCGUACCAGUGCGCCGAAUGCGGGAAGAGCUUCUGCCAACUGGUUCAUCUCCAAACCCACCAGAACAUUCAUACCGGAUACAAACCCUUCAGCUGCGACGAGUGCGGCAAGAGCUUCAACCAGCAGAACAACCUGCGCUUCCACCAGAGAAUUCAUACCGGAGAGAAACCGUACCGGUGCCCGGAGUGCGACAAGAGCUUCAGCCAGCAGAGCCAUCUCCAGAUACACCUGAGAAUUCAUACCGGAGAGAAGCCGCACUACUGCCUGUACUGCAGUAUGAGUUUCAGAGACGCGGAAACGCUGAAGAAACACGAGCGCCUUCACACCGGAGAGAAACCCUACUUCUGCGAAGAGUGUGGGCGGAGCUUCACCCUGCGGAGCAGCCUCAAGGCGCACCUGAGAAUUCAUACCGGAGACAAACCGUAUUUCUGUGAGGAGUGUCAGAAGUGCUUCAGGCACUUACAUACUUUAAAAACUCACAAAUGUGCGAAGAUAGUGGGAGUUAUUCCCAAUGUGGUGGUUCUAGACGAUCCUCACGAUCCACAGGAUACGCAUGAUCCUCACGAUCCUCCCAGUGGAUACACAGGCUUAUCAAAAACGAUAAAAAGACAGAACAAUUUGGACGAGGCGAGAUUUUAUCAGUGCUCUGAUUGUGGAAAGAGUUUUACUAAACGCGGUUACCUCCAAACCCACCAGAGAAUUCAUACCGGAGAGAAGCCGUUUGGCUGCAGCGACUGCGGGAAGAGCUUUAUACGACAAGACAGUCUCCGAAACCACCAGAGAAUUCAUACCGGAGAGAAACCCUUCCUCUGCACGCAGUGCGGGAAGAGCUUCAAGGAGCGGAAUAACCUGCGAAACCACCAGAGAAUUCAUACCGGAGAGAAACCGUAUCAGUGCUCCGAGUGUGGGAAGAGUUUCAUCCAGCAGAUCCAUCUCCAGCUACACCAGAGAAUUCAUACCGGAGAGAAACCGCACUACUGUUCAUACUGCGACAAGAGCUUUACAGACAAAGGAACUCUGACCAAUCACCUUCGCGUUCACACCGGAGAGAAACCCUACCCCUGCGAAGAGUGUGGGCGGAGCUUCACCGUGCUGUGCGGCCUCCAAUCACACCGGAGAAUUCAUACCGGAAAUAAACCGUAUUUCUGUGCAGCGUGUGGGAAGUUCUUCAGGCACUGGAACACGAUGAAGCACCACAGAUGUGUUCAAAAAGAGGAAAAGAAAGAAACGAAUGAUACAAACUUAUCCAGAUAAAUCCAGUUUCUCACUUGUGAUCCCCUUGUGAAAAGGAAGUAAACUUAUGUGCAUUAAAAGUAUGUUCAAUUUACAGUCAUGUGAAAAAGUUUGGGCACCCCUAUUAAUGUUAAUCAUUUUUAGUUGUAAAUAUUUGGGUGUUUGAACAGCCAUUUCAGUUUGAUAUAUCUAAUAACUGAUGGACACAGUAAUAUUUCAGGAUUGAAAUGAGGUUUAUUGUACAGAAAAUGUGCAAUAUGCAUUAAACCAAAAUUUGACCGGUGCAAAAGUAUGGGCACCCUUAUCAUUUUAUUGAUUUGAAUACUCCUAACUACUUUUUACUGACUUACUGAAGCACAAAAUUGGUUUGGUAACCUCAUUGAGCUUUGAGCUUCAUAGCCAGCUGUAUCCAAUCAUGAGAAAAGGUAUUUAAGGUGGCCAAUUGCAAGUUGUUCUCCUAUUUGAAUCUCCUCUGAAGAGUGGCAUCAUGGGCUCAUCAAAACAACUCUCAAAUGAUCUAAAAACAAAGAUUGUUCAACAUAGUUGUUCAGGGGAAGGAUACAAAAAGUUGUCUCAGAGAUUUAACCUGUCAGUUUCCACUGUGAGGAACAUAGUAGCAGCACUUUGCACAAGGAGAAGCUGUAUGGGAGAGUGAUGUGAAAGCCAUUUCUGCAAACACGCCACAAACAGACUCCAUCUGCAGCAAGAUGAUGCUGCAGCUCUUUGGAGGUGGUCUGUGGAUUGUCCUUGACUGUUCUCACCAUUCUUCUUCUCUGCCUUUCUGAUAUUUUUCUUGGCCUGCCACUUCUGGGCUUAACAAGAACUGUCCCUGUGCUCUUCCAUUUCCUUACUAUGUUCCUCACAGUGGAAACUGACAGGUUAAAUCUCUGAGACAACUUUUUGUAUCCUUCCCCUGAACAACUAUGUUGAACAAUCUUUGUUUUUAGAUCAUUUGAGAGUUGUUUUGAUGAGCCCAUGAUGCCGCUCUUCAGAGGAGAUUCAAAUAGGAGAACAACUUGCAAUUGGCCACCUUAAAUACCUUUUCUCAUGAUUGGAUACACCUGGCUAUGAAGUUCAAAGCUCAAUGAGGUUACCAAACCAAUUUUGUGCUUCAGUAAGUCAGUAAAAAGUAGUUAGGAGUA
This is a messenger RNA of Astyanax mexicanus (Mexican tetra), 2831 nucleotides long. RefSeq names its product gastrula zinc finger protein XlCGF26.1. Gene Ontology annotation, biological process: regulation of transcription by RNA polymerase II. Gene Ontology annotation, molecular function: DNA-binding transcription factor activity; RNA polymerase II cis-regulatory region sequence-specific DNA binding. The record is from RefSeq and is a predicted model, not a curated record. The coding region runs from base 271 to 1710 and encodes 479 amino acids. Lineage: Eukaryota; Metazoa; Chordata; Actinopteri; Characiformes; Acestrorhamphidae. The transcript is spliced from 3 exons.